This is a messenger RNA of Dermochelys coriacea (leatherback sea turtle), 1975 nucleotides long. RefSeq names its product phospholipid phosphatase 2 (gene PLPP2). The record is from RefSeq and is a predicted model, not a curated record. Gene Ontology annotation, biological process: signal transduction; phospholipid metabolic process; phospholipid dephosphorylation. Gene Ontology annotation, molecular function: phosphatidate phosphatase activity. Bases 142 to 996 code for a protein of 284 amino acids. NCBI's taxonomy places the organism in Eukaryota, Metazoa, Chordata, Testudines, Dermochelyidae. The transcript is spliced from 6 exons.
CGGCGCGGCUCCGCCCCCGCUCCCGCAAGCCCCGGACUUUAACUCCUCGCCAGUCCCUCUCGCCCUUCUCGUGCGGCGCCCGCUGCCGGGGCCAUGUGAGCCGGCGGGGGCCGGGGCGCACGGAGCGGAGCCGCCGCCAGCAUGGAGCGCAGGAAAGUCUUCGUGGUGCUCGAUGUGCUCUGCGUGGUGGUCGCCUCCCUGCCCUUCGUCAUCCUCACUCUGGUGAACUCUCCGUACAAGCGUGGAUUCUACUGCAACGACGACUCCAUCCGCUACCCCUACAGGCCGGACACUAUCACCCACGGGCUCAUGGCGGGGGUCACCAUCACCUGCACCGUCCUCAUUGUCUCCUUGGGUGAGGCCUAUCUGGUGUACGCCGAGCACCUCCACUCCAAGUCCGAGUACAACAACUACCUCGCCGCCCUCUACAAGGUGGUGGGGACGUUCCUGUUCGGCGGGGCCGUCAGCCAGUCCCUGACUGACCUGGCCAAGUACAUGAUCGGCCGGCUCCGGCCCAACUUCUUGGCUGUCUGCGACCCCGACUGGUCCAAGGUGAACUGCUCCAUUUAUGUGCAGCUGGAGAAUGUGUGCCAGGGAAGUGCCAGGAACAUCACCGAGUCCAGGUUAUCCUUCUAUUCUGGACACUCCUCCUUCGGGAUGUACUGCAUGGUGUUCCUGGCACUGUAUGUCCAGGCCCGGCUGAUCGGGAAAUGGGCCCGGCUGCUGCGCCCCACAAUCCAGUUCUUCCUGAUCACCUUCGCCAUCUUCGUGGGCUAUACCCGGGUGUCCGACUACAAGCACCACUGGAGUGAUGUGCUGGUGGGGCUCCUCCAGGGGGCGCUCAUUGCCAUCCUCAUUGUCCGCUAUGUCUCUGACUUCUUCAAGCAGCGUCUGCCUCUCCAGUGUGAUGGAAAGGACCCGGAACGCAAGCCCAGCUUAACGCUCACCAGGAGCGAGCCCGAUCGCAACCACUACAGCUAUCCGGGAGCCCCCUGAGCUGCGGGAGCUGGGGGGGCAGCGCUGCUGGACAGCUGAUGGCAAAUCCCAGGCCCCACCAGGCUGCCUACCAGGGCUUUGGAGGGAAGAGCAGCUUAUCUUGUUAAUUGGUUCCACAGCUAAUGAAUUCCUUAUUACUGCAUGGUGCCACGGCACCCGAGGGACCUCCUCCAGGGGGAACCAAGCGAAGACUUUUAACGCUUAUAUGGAGUGCUGUGUGCUGGCUGAUGCCAGAAAAACCUGCCCUCCUCCCUCUCAGGUCCAGGGGCUCAGAUCUCUCACUGAGUGGGUGGCUGCGUCUCGUGUUUCUGAGGGUGGCUUUCCAGCCCUCUGCGUGGAAGAGGCAGAGGGCGAUGGCACGGGUGGGACUGCUUGUGAAGUGAAGAGUAAACUCCAUGUGAAGCCUGAGGUGGUGUGGUGCCGAGAGCAUCAAAUUGUAUUCGUGUUGACAACUACGGAUCCUCGCCAGGACAAAACCAGGAGGACAGUGCCACCGAAACAUUGCCGGGCUAACGAUUUCAACCCAUGUUCUUCUCUGCAGCUUGAGCACCUUAAAAUAUUCCCAGUAACCAGCAGCCGAUGCAAAUGAUCAAUGCAUGGGGAGGGUCUGCUCCCGUCUCCCCGCCACGCUGGAGUGAACUGCCACCUGAGUUUGUGACGAGCCCGCUUUGGGGUGAACUGGACGCUCCAUAGGCAACGCUUUGCAGCCGUCUCGGCUGAUUCUGUGGGGGGGAUGGGGGUGGGUGGGAAUCUUCUGUGGUAAAGGAAACAAAUUGCCAUCUGGAGACUGACACGGAUUCUGGCCGUUUGAGAGAGCGCGUUACCUGGUCCAUCUCCUGCUAACAACCUCGCCUCCACUGCUCAGCUGCCUCUGGCACCAAGGAUUUUGGGCCUCCUUUUAAACUACAUACAUUUUCAGGAUGAUGUGUUUUUUGUAUUCAAUGUGUUUUUAUUUUUAAAUUAGAUCAUCCUUAAAGAA